Messenger RNA from Annulohypoxylon truncatum, 927 nucleotides. RefSeq names its product U6 snRNA-associated Sm-like protein LSm6. Gene Ontology annotation, biological process: maturation of SSU-rRNA; mRNA splicing, via spliceosome. Gene Ontology annotation, cellular component: sno(s)RNA-containing ribonucleoprotein complex; P-body; U4/U6 x U5 tri-snRNP complex. The transcript has 3 exons. Gene Ontology annotation, molecular function: RNA binding. Bases 204 to 461 code for a protein of 85 amino acids. Lineage: Eukaryota; Fungi; Ascomycota; Sordariomycetes; Xylariales; Hypoxylaceae. The record is from RefSeq and is a predicted model, not a curated record.
UGAAAGUCUCACGCGUCUUUCAGUGCCCCGCUUCUAGUCGCUGUUUCCAGCUUGUUCGACUUUAAAAAGUGGAUACCGGGACAUCCCACAUCACGCUAAAACCGGACAACACUUUACCUAAAGCUAAACAGUCGCAAAUACUAACGCCAUUGAAUAUCAGUCAAUUUUUCAAUUCUAACCCAAACCACGUCUCCACAACCAACAUGGAAAACGGCACAUCUACAAAUACCCAGGGUGAGGGUAAGGACCCAUCCGGGUUUCUCUCAGAUAUCAUCGGCAAUCCCGUCACCGUCAAGUUAAACUCCGGUGUCGUUUACAAGGGUGAACUACAAUCUGUUGAUGGGUACAUGAACAUUGCGUUAGAAAAGACCGAAGAGUAUGUGAAUGGCGUAAAGCGAAGAACAUACGGAGAUGCCUUUGUCAGAGGCAACAAUGUCAUGUACAUCUCAGCCGACUCAUGAUGGAUGACUCUCAGUAUUUACUCAUUGGGGCCGUCUUUAAGAAUACCACUUAAGACAUCAGGGAUUCCGAGAGGGCAUAUCACACUGUCCGUCCACGGUCGUAUUUUACGCCUUGCACUUCUCAUUCGGAGGCUACAAGUAUCAGGCGAGGUAUGCGUUUCCGUUUGAUACAUACUCAUGGAUAUGGGAGAAGUUUAGCAUCAUGAUGACUACGAAUUCCUUUACCCUUAAAUCUGAUCAAGAGCAGCAUUUUGUCUCUGUCGCUGGGCAUCUUUGUGACAUGAAGGCUCUUCUACAGUCGAUCCGUCCACAUGAAGAAUGUGAUGCCAUGUACCGCAAAUUGACCCUUCUCAUUCUUUUCAACGUCAUCCCCCUCAAGAACUUCUUUAAAAAGCUUAUUCCAGGCUUCUCGUUCGUCACCCUUGAGCACGGCAAUUUGGCUCAAAGUGUUGAGUCGUAACGACAG